Molecule: messenger RNA, 1141 nt
Organism: Prunus dulcis (almond)
Lineage: Eukaryota; Viridiplantae; Streptophyta; Magnoliopsida; Rosales; Rosaceae
Exons: 5
Coding region: 82-879 (265 amino acids)
Biological process (GO): translation; ribosome assembly
Cellular component (GO): ribosome; mitochondrial large ribosomal subunit
Molecular function (GO): structural constituent of ribosome
Source: RefSeq, a predicted model, not a curated record
GAUUAGUUUUCUAUCCCAUAUCGUGUUGUGCUAAGCUCGGAGUAAGGGUUCGUGUUGUGUCUCAGAGUAAGGGUUGAAGCUAUGGUGGGUUGGCAGAGGAAUCUGCAGUCCCUAAUCAGUCAUAUUGGUAAACGAGUAUCUGCUGCAAACUUUUCUUCUUCUUCUCAUUUUCAGAGACUCUGGAGACCAUCUCCUCAAACCAUUGCAAGGCCUCUUUAUCACUGCUUUCAGCACUUGGGGAUUUCCAGUUCAAGGAACUUGCUUGCAGACUCGUCUGUCGAAUCACCUCUUCAAUCUACGGUGGCUCCUGUCUCUGCAUCAGAUGGUGAAAGGAAUGAAGAACACAACCAGAAACCGCUCUCUAAACCUUCACAAGUUCAAUUUGUCUUAAAGGGCAUAAAAAUGAGCUCUAAUAAGGUCAACUUGGUUGCUAAACUGAUUCGUGGUAUGCGUGUUGAAGAUGCAUUGUUGCAACUGCAAGUGACAGACAAGCAAGCUGUAAAAACUGUGUAUCAGGCUCUUCACUCCGCCCGAGCAGAAGCAACAUAUAAUCAUGGGUUGGAUCCAGAACGUCUCCUUGUUGCUGGGGCAUUUGUUGGAAAGGGAUUCUUGGGAUUCCACAAGAACAGACUUUACUACCAUGGUAAAAGCAACAAUGGAACUAAAGUGAGACCAAACAACUACCAAUUGAUGGUGACGCUGAGGGAGAUUACUCCUGAAGAGGAGGGGGAGAUAGCCAGGCAGAGAGCCAACAAUUUUCUCUAUCUCACUAAGCGCCUCCGGCUCACUAAGAAGGAAAAUAAGUUUGUUCCUCGCCAGCUUAUCAGAAACCACAAAGGCAAAGUCAGUAGUAGUCAGCGAAGUGGUAUGACUUCAUGAGCAAGGUUCCUUCCCAUGCUUAAGCAUUCUGAAAGAGUUUUGAGACACAUUAGAGACCUCCUCCUUUGUCUUUUGGAGUUUAAUAAAAUUGUCUUGUAGAAAUGAGAAAAACCGAAGUGCCAGAGUAGGAGCAACCUUGUUUCAGUUUCUAAUAGUGGCUGCAUGUGGUUUUAAAUGCUUAGGUGUAGAUUAUCAUCAAAUCAUUUCUAUCUUGUUGCAUUGAGAAUAUAAUUUUGAAAUGAACUGUACUUCUUUCACCUUC